GCGAUAUCUUGGUGAAUGAAACAAUUUCAUGACACAUCACCUUGUUCUUUCCCCCUCAGGACGUCCGGAUGGAAUUGUGACAGGAGAAUGUUCCGCAAGGGGAAGAAACGACACAGCAGCAGCAGUUCUCAGAGCAGUGAGAUCAGUACGAAGAGCAAGUCUGUAGAUUCCAGUCUUGGAGGCCUUUCCAGAUCCAGCACAGUGGCUAGCCUGGACACAGAUUCUACCAAAAGCUUUGGACAAGCCACUGGAAACUCUGAUCCGUGUGCCGAGUUCAGGGUGAAGUAUGUGGGAUCCAUUGAGAGAGUACAGCCUGAGGAGAACAAACCUCUACAGGGACCUCUGGAUCUGAUCAAUUACAUUGAUGUUGCACAGCAAGAUGGAAAACUUCCCUUUGUGGCCCCGGAUGAAGACUUCAUCAUGGUCGUCUCAAAAUAUGGUAUUAAAGUAACUACCUCUGAUCUGUAUGAUGUGUUACACAGGCACCCCCUGUAUCUCAUUGUGUCCAUGGUGUGCUAUGAUGACGGACUGGUGGCAGGAAAGAGCUUGUUAGCUCUGAAGACCAAAGGUGCCAGCGAGGAGCAGUACAGCCUGUGGGUGUAUCAGUGCAGUACUCUGGAACACGCACAGGCUAUCUGUAAGGUUCUCUCCACAGCCUUUGACUCUGUUCUCACUGAAAAGACUCGAGUGCCUGCAGAAUAAUCACCCCGCAACACUGGUGACAACAAUUGUGCCUUCUGUUCAAAGACGCCUUCC
Messenger RNA from Nanorana parkeri, 756 nucleotides. RefSeq names its product integrin subunit beta 1 binding protein 1 (gene ITGB1BP1). Lineage: Eukaryota; Metazoa; Chordata; Amphibia; Anura; Dicroglossidae. The transcript is spliced from 6 exons. Bases 16 to 702 code for a protein of 228 amino acids. Gene Ontology annotation, biological process: negative regulation of substrate adhesion-dependent cell spreading; negative regulation of focal adhesion assembly. The record is from RefSeq and is a predicted model, not a curated record. Gene Ontology annotation, cellular component: ruffle; cell periphery; cytoskeleton. Gene Ontology annotation, molecular function: integrin binding.